Messenger RNA from Pseudophryne corroboree (corroboree frog), 6603 nucleotides. RefSeq names its product chromodomain helicase DNA binding protein 1 (gene CHD1). Gene Ontology annotation, molecular function: DNA binding; ATP hydrolysis activity; chromatin binding. The transcript has 37 exons. The record is from RefSeq and is a predicted model, not a curated record. The coding region runs from base 556 to 5979 and encodes 1807 amino acids. Gene Ontology annotation, cellular component: chromatin; nucleus. Lineage: Eukaryota; Metazoa; Chordata; Amphibia; Anura; Myobatrachidae. Gene Ontology annotation, biological process: nucleosome organization; regulation of transcription by RNA polymerase II.
UGUGUGCAGCUGCUGCCGUUGGGGAGAGGGCGGAGUCGGCUGCUGCGUACGCUCCUACGGCUGGGACUGCUCGCCCUGCAGCGCUCCCGUGACGUCACGCCCGGGGUUUCCAACCAUCGUGAGUUUCGGAGGAGCUCGGCGGCGGCGUCACGGUCAUGGCGGCUGCCAGGAGAUAGGGGGGGAAGGGAUACACCCGCCGGGUCACAGCAGCGUCACCCUCAUCUGGGGUGUUUUAUCCAGUCAAAGAGGAAAGUGUGUAGCGGCGGCGAGAGGCUGCCUGUCCCUGUCCGGGUGUACACAAAGACGCGGCGCUGACUCCCUGCGCUGGGACUGGAGGAGUGAGAGCCGGAAGGAGGCCCCGGCCCGGCCGCACAGCACGUAGCGGCCUGUGUCCAGCCGCGGUCGGUGACGGGAGGCGCCUGAGGCCAGCACACAGGACAGGUUCAUUUAGAAGCAAGUCACUUUUCCUACAGUGUUCAGUGUUUUGUAUUAUUAACAACCUGCUCAUAUUUUGGAAAUUGUACAUAUUUGUUUUAAAUCUGUGAAUAUUUGACAAUGAAUGGGCACAGUGAUGAGGAAAGCAAUAGUAGCGGAAAUUCAAGCCGAUCGGAUGAUGAAUCUGGUUCAGGGUCAGGGUCUAGCUCUGGGAGCAGUAGUGAUGGAAGCAGUAGUCGGUCUGGUAGCAGUGACUCUGAUAGUGGCUCAGAAUCUGGGAGCCAAUCUGAUUCUGAGUCGGACACCUCAAAAGAGAAGAAAACUGUCCAGUCAAAGUCACCCAGGCUGGAUGGAGCUGAGUUCUGGAAAUCCAAUCCCAGCAUUCUCGCUGUACAGAGAUCUGCUAUGUUGAGAAAGCAACAACAGCUACAGCAGCAGCUACAGCAAAAACUACCAGCGUCUUCAAACAGCAACUCCACAGAGGCACGUCAAGACUCCUCCAGCAGUAAUGACUCUGAUGAGGAUUCUUCAAGUGCGAAUAAAAAGAAAAAACACAAAGAUGAAGAUUGGCAGAUGACCGGCUCAGGUUCUGGUGGUAACUCUACAUCGACCAGUUCCAGUUCAGAUUCCGACACAGGGGGGGAUAGACAGAAAAGCAGCAGUAGGGACAGCGAAUCUGAUUAUGAACCGAGCCAUAAAGUAAAAAACAAGAAAUCUCAAAACAGGUCCAAAGUAAAAAAUGGGAAAAAAAUUGGUAGUCAGCAGAAAAGAGGCACGGAUUCCUCGGAUGAUGAUGAUGAUGAUGAUUUUGAUAAGCGAGCGUCUCGGCGGCAAGCUACUGUAAAUGUCAGCUAUAAGGAAGAUGAGGAAAUGAAAACUGACUCUGAUGACUUAUUGGAAGUUUGCGGGGAAGAUGUCCCGCAGCCAGAUGAAGAUGAGUUUGAAACAAUUGAAAGAGUGAUGGAUUCCAGAUUUGGGCGCAAAGGAGUCACUGGUGGCACCACCACAAUUUAUGCAGUGGAGGCUGAUGGGGAUCCCAAUGCCGGAUUCGACAAGACAAAGGAGGCUGGUGAGAUCCAGUAUUUAAUUAAAUGGAAAGGUUGGUCCAGUAUUCACAAUACAUGGGAAACAGAAGAAACGCUAAAGCAGCAAAAUGUGAAAGGAAUGAAAAAAAUGGACAACUACAAGAAAAAAGAGCAAGACAAGAAAAGAUGGUUGAAAGCAGCAUCUCCCGAAGAUAUAGAUUAUUACAAUUGCCAGCAAGAACUCACUGAUGACCUCCAUAAACAGUAUCAAAUCGUAGAGAGAAUCAUAGCUCAUUCAAAUCAAAAAUCUGCAGCAGGAUACCCAGAUUACUUCUGCAAGUGGCAGGGUCUUCCGUACUCGGAGUGCAGUUGGGAGGAUGGCGCACUUAUUGCUAGAAAGUUUCAGGCACGCAUUGAUGAAUAUUUUAGCAGGAAUCAGUCCAAAACUAUUCCUUUUAAGGAGUGCAAGGUUUUAAAACUGAGGCCGCGGUUUGUAGCUCUUAAGAAGCAGCCUUCUUACAUUGGAGGGAAUGACACACUGGAGCUAAGGGACUAUCAGCUAAAUGGCUUAAACUGGCUAGCGCACUCCUGGUGCAAAGGAAACAGUUGCAUUCUUGCGGAUGAAAUGGGAUUGGGAAAAACUAUUCAGACCAUUUCUUUCCUAAAUUAUUUGUUCCAUGAACAUCAGCUGUAUGGACCGUUUCUGAUUGUCGUUCCUCUUUCUACUUUAACAUCCUGGCAAAGAGAGAUUCAGAUUUGGGCUCCUUUAAUGAAUGCUGCUGUUUACUUGGGUGAUAUUAACAGCAGAAAUGUGAUCAGAACUCAUGAGUGGAUGCACCCACAGACAAAGAGAUUAAAAUUCAAUGUUAUUUUAACAACAUAUGAGAUCCUACUUAAGGAUAAAUCUUUUUUAGGAGGUGUUAACUGGGCAUUCAUAGGAGUUGAUGAAGCUCAUCGGUUGAAAAAUGACGAUUCCCUUCUGUACAAGACCCUGAUUGACUUCAAGUCUAAUCAUCGUCUUCUUAUCACGGGAACUCCUUUGCAGAAUUCUCUUAAAGAGCUAUGGUCUUUGCUUCAUUUCAUUAUGCCAGAAAAAUUUUCCUCCUGGGAAGUUUUUGAAGAGGAGCAUGGUAAAGGCAGAGAGUAUGGAUAUGCCAGUCUUCACAAAGAACUUGAACCCUUCCUCCUAAGGAGAGUGAAAAAAGACGUAGAAAAGUCCUUACCAGCAAAAGUAGAACAGAUUUUGAGGAUUGAAAUGAGUGCUUCACAGAAACAGUACUACAAGUGGAUUUUAACAAGGAAUUACAAGGCUCUAAGCAAAGGUCAUAAAGGCAGUACCUCAGGAUUUUUGAACAUCAUGAUGGAACUUAAGAAGUGUUGUAACCAUUGCUACCUCAUUAAGCCACCAGAAGAUAAUGAAUUCUACAACAGACAAGAGGCUUUACAGCACUUAAUCCGAAGUAGUGGGAAGCUAAUUCUUUUAGACAAGUUGUUACUACGUUUGCGUGAGCGAGGCAACAGAGUCUUGAUAUUUUCUCAAAUGGUGCGGAUGCUGGACAUCCUCGCAGAAUAUUUAAAGUCCCGGCAGUUUAUGUUUCAGAGGCUAGAUGGGUCCAUCAAGGGAGAAAUAAGAAAGCAGGCACUGGAUCAUUUUAAUGCUGAAGGUUCAGAGGACUUCUGUUUUCUACUUUCUACCAGAGCUGGUGGUCUUGGAAUAAACCUUGCUUCAGCUGAUACAGUUGUCAUCUUCGACUCAGACUGGAAUCCACAGAAUGACCUCCAGGCGCAAGCCAGAGCUCAUCGAAUUGGGCAAAAGAAACAAGUGAACAUUUAUCGUUUGGUCACCAAAGGGUCUGUAGAGGAAGACAUUAUUGAAAGAGCAAAGAAGAAAAUGGUGCUAGAUCAUCUUGUAAUUCAAAGAAUGGACACUACGGGCAAGACUGUUUUACACACUGGAUCAACACCAUCUAGCUCGACACCAUUUAACAAAGAAGAACUGGCUGCUAUUUUGAAGUUUGGCGCAGAAGAGCUAUUUAAGGAACCAGAAGGAGAGGAAGAAGAACCUCAGGAGAUGGAUAUUGACGAAAUCUUGAAAAGAGCAGAAACUCGUGAAAAUGAAGGAGGGCCACUGACUGUGGGGGAUGAGUUACUUUCACAGUUUAAGGUUGCUAACUUUUCAACAAUGGAGGAAGAUGAUAUCGUGGAACCUGAUCGGAAUUCAAAAUCCUGGGAACAAAUUAUUCCCACAGACCAGAGAAGAAGAAUGGAGGAAGAGGAAAGGCAGAAAGAGCUUCAAGAAAUCUACUUGCUUCCCAGGAUGCGGAACUGUGCGAAACAGGCUAGCUUUAAUGGAAGUGAAGGUAGACGGAGUCGAAACAGAAGAUAUUCUGGUUCUGAUGACAGUGAUUCAGGUUCUGAUAGAAAGCCCAAGAAACGAGGUCGACCGAGGACAAUUCCAAGAGAAAAUAUUAAAGGCUUCAGCGAUGCGGAGAUCCGGAGGUUUAUUAAAAGUUACAAAAAAUUUGGCGGACCUCUGGAAAGGUUAGAGGCAAUAGCUCGUGAUGCAGAGCUAGUAGAUAAAUCUGAAACUGAUCUCCGUAGGCUUGGAGAAUUAAUACACAAUGGCUGUAUUAAAGCAUUAAAAGAUUGUUCUGGACCUGAAAGGACAGGUGGGAGGCGAGGAAAAAUGAAAGGGCCAACCUUUCGAAUCUCAGGAGUGCAGGUUAAUGCAAAGCUGGUCAGCUCUCAUGAAGAGGAGCUGCUACCACUGCAUAGAUCUAUUCCUUCAGAUCCAGAGGAAAGGAAAAGAUAUGUUGUUCCAUGCCAUACAAAAGCGGCACAUUUUGAUAUCGACUGGAUCAAGGAAGAUGAUUCAAACCUUUUGAUUGGAAUAUAUGAAUAUGGAUAUGGCAGCUGGGAGAUGAUUAAAAUGGAUCCUGACCUCAACUUAACACAAAAGAUAUUGCCUGAUGAUCCGGACAAGAAGCCCCAAGCUAAGCAGUUACAGACCAGAGCUGACUACCUCAUUAAAUUGCUUAACAAGGACCUUGCAAGAAAAGAAGCACAACGACUUUCUGGGGGAGGUAAUUCAAAAAGGAGAAAAGCCAGAGCAAAGAAAAGUAAAAUUGUGAAGCCUGUGAAAAUUGAAGAGGAAAUAAAAAGUGAAUCUUCUCCCCCUUCUUCAGAAAAGUCAGAGGAAGAUGAAGAGGAGGAGGAUGAAAAAGUGAGUGAAGACGAUGCUUCUGUGAAAACAAACAGUAAAAAACCUAAAGCCGAGAAAGAGAAUGAGGAACGAACAGAUUCUGAAGUAACUAUAAAAAAGGAGCCUGAAGACAAGAAGGAAAUUAAAGAGAUCAAGAAGGAGGUAAAGAAGGAAAAGAAAGAUCGGGAAGAAAAGAAAGAUGACAAAGAUUCAAAAGAGAAAAAGGAACCAAAAGUAAAAGAGCCAGUUAAAGAAAAAGAAGUCCGAGAGGAAAAGGUAAAUGAUAUAAAAUUGGAGGAGAAAAAGGAGAAACCGAAGAAAAACAUUGCUGCCGAAACCCCAGUGCACAUAACUGCCAGCAGCGACCCAGUUCCGAUAUCUGAAGAGGCAGAAGAACUUGAUCAGAAGACUUUCAGUGUUUGUAAAGAAAGAAUGAGACCAGUGAAGGCUGCAUUAAAGCAGCUGGACCGACCAGAAAAAGGACUGUCUGAGAGGGAGCAGCUUGAACACACCAGGCAGUGUCUGAUUAAAAUUGGGGAUCACAUUACAGAGUGCUUAAAAGAGUAUGCAAACCCAGAACAAAUAAAACAAUGGAGGAAGAACCUAUGGAUUUUUGUAUCCAAAUUUACUGAAUUUGAUGCACGGAAACUGCACAAACUGUACAAACAUGCCAUCAAAAAACGCCAGGAAGCUCAGCACAAUGACCAGAACAUUAGCAGUAGUAUGAACACAAUCAUUCGACAUCCUGAUGUAGAAAGAUUAAAAGAAAACACAAACCAUGAUGAUAGCAGCAGAGACAGUUAUUCCUCUGACAGGCAUUUAUCACAGUAUCAUGAUCACCCCAAGGACAGACACCAUAGUGAUACUUAUAAGAAAGGUGAUCCCAGGAAAAGGCCGUAUUCUAGCUUCAGCAAUGGUAAAGACCAUAGAGACUGGGAUCAUCACUACAAACAGGACAGGUACCACAGUGAAAGCAAACACAGAAAAUUAGACGACCACAGAAGUAGAGACCAUAGAUCAAACAUGGAAGGAAAUACAAAAGACAGAUCCCUCCCUGAUCAUCGCUCUCAUUCUGACCACCGUUUGCAUUCGGAUCAUAGAUCUAGCUCAGACUACAGUCAUCAUAAAUCCAGGGAUUACAGGUACCAUUCAGACUGGCAGAUGGACCAUAGAGCCUCUAGUAGUGGGCCAAGAUCACCAUUAGACCAGAGGUCUCCGUACGACUCCAGAUCUCCUUUGGGUCGUAGAUCACCCUUUGAGUGUUCGUCAGAUCACAAAAGUACUCCGGAACAUAUAUGGAGUGGACGCAAAACAUAACACAAGGAUUGCAGUCCGGGACAUUAGCCAUAUACAGUAAAAUUAUCACAGUGAUUGCCUUACAUGACUUGAAAGAAAAUGGACUGUAUCUGCCAAGUGUGGACAUCACUACGUUCCUGAAUGCAAGGUCUAUUAUCACAACAGAUCAGAGAAUAUUUUUGUAUUUAAGGUAUAUGCUGCACUUUGCUGCAAACGUGGCAUUUUAAAAAAAGAAAUAGAAGAUGUUUACUAUUUCGGAGACCUCAGCACUGCCCAUUUUGACUGCGUUUUAACAAAAAAGAAAAAUAACAACAAAAAAAACAAAACCGAUUUCUUUGAACUAUGUAUUAUCUUUGUGUUGACCGAUGAUCUUGUUGACAAGUAAUUGAAGAGGUUUUUUUAUUGUCUGGGAAAUGCUGUCAAGAACUUUGUUCACUUUCCAAAGCUAUUUGUUUACAUUGUACACUGCAACCACCUUGCCGCUUCUCAUCAUAUGCUUGAAUAUUUAAAUCCUGUACCUAAACCUGUAAAAUAGCCAGUUUUUUUCUUUUUCGUGAUCAACUGUAAUAUUUUUUUUCUUUUUUUUAUACAAAGCAAAACUGCUGUAAAUUGUUGUAAAUUAAUUAAAUGGACAUUUAUUCCUUU